UAGCGUGAGAAUGUAAACAAACCAACCAGGUGGCAACUCUGUAGCACAUAUUUCGCUGUGAGAAUAAAUAAUUAGCAAUUCUCGGCUCUGAUUUCGUAAAUAAUAGUAGAUGAGAGCAGCGAAACGAACGAGAAAACAUUCAUAAACCAAAGCACAAUGGCUGAUCGUGCGAUCAAGCUCCUGGUGAUCGGGGAGAGUGGCGUGGGCAAGUCCAGCCUGAUACGUCGCUUUGUGGAGAACAAGUUCGAUGAUAACCAUGACGUCACGAUCGGCAUGGACUUCAAGAGCAAGGUAAUGAACGUAGACGGCAUCGACUAUAAGGUGGCUUUGUGGGACACGGCGGGCGCGGAACGCUUUCGCAGUCUGACGCCAAGCUUCUACCGGAAGGCGCUGGGUGCCAUACUGGUCUACGACAUCACCAGCCGGGACUCGCUGGUGAAGCUGGAGACGUGGCUGGCGGAGCUGGACAGUUACAGUGACAAUCCAAACAUAGCCAUCAUUGUGGUGGGCAAUAAGAUCGAUCAGGAGCGGGAGGUGGAUCGCGAGGAGGGCCGCAAGUUUGCCCGCAAGCAUCGAGCACUCUUCAUCGAGACGUCGGCAAAAUGCGAUCAGUUUGUGAGCGAUGUGUUCAAGGAUAUCGUGGAGAAGAUUGUCUCCUCGGAGUACUUUAACAAUGGCAACGGCUCGACGGGCAUGGACAUUGGCGGUGAUCGGGAUCUGGAGGCAAGCGCUUCCUCGUGUUACUGUUGAUAUCCGGCUGUGUGUUUAGUGUCCCUUCGUCAAACAAAUUUCUAGCGUGUAUUUAUUAAUCGUUCAAUAUCAUAGCAUAAAGCCAAAACCUCAACGUUUAAUCUUAUACAAUUCUUCAAAGUUGAUCCGGGAAUCAAUAGGAUACACGUAUUUACCAAAUUUUCUGUGUGAUCAUUGGAGGCUUCCCUAUAUCAGAAAGUUUCCUUUUAAAUACAUCUAUGUAUGUGUCUUGCAUUUUUCUGUAA
This is a messenger RNA of Drosophila serrata, 995 nucleotides long. It is a transcript of the gene Rab18, whose product is annotated as RAS oncogene family member Rab18. Lineage: Eukaryota; Metazoa; Arthropoda; Insecta; Diptera; Drosophilidae. Gene Ontology annotation, molecular function: GTPase activity; GTP binding. The record is from RefSeq and is a predicted model, not a curated record.